AUGGUACCCGAUGCAGUGAAUACCCCGGUUCCGACAACUCCGGUUUAUGCUGAUCUUCCAAAUCUUCGCGAUGUUGCGAGUGAUGCUUUACAUCGACUUGCGGUGCUUCUCGGUGUUCCCGAGGAUAGUGUCCGGUUUCUAAAGUCUGUUGACUUCGAGGAAGCUGAGAGGUCUAUGAGUUUAGCUGACAGGUUACUGUUUCGUCAGCUGGUUGAGCAGGCAGGUGUAAAUCCCGUGCCCGUUACUCAGGCUACUUCAGAAGGUCAUUCAGAUGGACGAUCUUAUAUAUCUGACUACCUGCGUGAAGCUGUUGUCACUGAUAGGAGUGGAACUGAUACUAAGAGAAUAUCGGCUACUGCUCAGUUACCUAUUCCGGAUGGCAUAAAAUAUGCUGGUGAAGAUGAUAUUAGACCUGUAUCGGCUUGGGUGAGAUCGUUUUCACAAGUAGUGCGUAUCUAUCGUUUGGAUGCUGAUACCUGUUGGUCUUUCCUUAUCCGUGCUGUUGAUGCUAGUGUUUUAUCUGAUAUCUUCGACUUUCUGGAGGAAUCGUCGGCUUUGGGUCUUGGUACUGUUACUAGAUUAUCUAUGACUGAGAGGUUUUUGGGUGAUAAGUACCGUAUUACUGAUGAUCCAGUUCGUUGGAGAGAACGUUUUGAUAGUGUUAAGCAAGGUCCUAGUGAGAGAGUUACCACUUAUUAUAAGCGUGUGAAGAAGAUGGUUAGCGCUGGUAGAUGUAUCGACGUUAAUCUUAGUGAGUCAGAAGUCCUAAAACGUUUUAUUGAAGGCCUGAGAGCUGACUACAAGAAGGUGGUAAAUCAAACCUAUGCUCAUUAUCGCUCUCUAGAGAUCCUUGCGAGAGAUUUAAGUUAUUGGGAGGAUCGUAACUACGGAAUACGUAUGGAUCAGACUGAGAAGAGCAAUGAUAAGGUUAAGACUGUUGACCAGAAUGUUCCGGAGUCAGUCCUAUCGAUAUCUACUACUACUGGUACUGAAGUGGAUGCUACUCCAUCGAAGGAUACCAGACAGUGUUAUUUUUGUCAUAAGUUUGGUCAUCUUAAACGGAAUUGUCCUGCACGCUAUCAAUGGCUUGCUCGAAAAGGUUUAGUUCGAGAGUCAAGUGGUGAGGUUCCCAAGGCUACUACAACCCCUAUUGUUCAAACUGAAGCUCUCCCAGUGUCCACGGUUGAAUCGACUUCUAAGGUCCAGGCAUCUCCCCCUGUGGUACAGAGUAUUUCCCCUAAGAUGGUUAGUGCCCCUACUUAUGAAAAGGUUGCUAUGGUUAGAGAUGUUGACGAUGAUGAAAUCUCUCGUUUGGAUGGUGGUGUUUUGCAUGACCCUGUUGUAAGUAUCAUCCUUAGGCAAGAUAUGUCUAAGGACAGUACUGUACGGAGUCCGGGUGCUCGUGUUAAAGCUUUAAUCGAUUCGGGUGCUCGUGGUUUUGUUUAUAUGUCGCGCCGAAUGUUCUUAGCGUUGGCCUCAGAGGGUAUUCUGAGGAGAACUCUUACUGGUGCUACAGGUGUAUCUUUUGGUAAUGGACACUCUGUUGAAGUUGAUGGCCAGUGUGAGGUCGAUAUUUGCUCCGCUGCUGGUGAUCUGCUUGUUUCCAGUAGCUGUAAGGUGGUUGAUGGACUUACUCCUGAUGUAAUAUUCGGAAAUGCUUUGUUGAGAAGAUGCUCAACCCUUGUGGACAGUCUGCUCGAGUUUUAUCGUUCUGUUGUUGUUGACGCUGACUCUAAGGUGAAUGUACUUUCUGAGGUCGAUACUGUGAAAGCGAUCUCGUCGACGUCUUCGAUUGAAUGUCGUGAGGAUGGUAGAUAUGUUGCACACUGUCAAAUAUUGGAGAAUGCGUUGAUGCAGCCUUUUUGUGAAGCUAUCCGUCGUCGUCCUAGGUCCCGUCAGAUUGCUAUCUAUCGACGGUUGAAGAUUGCCUGUGGUGAAGGAAAGAUGCGUGAGGUUGGUCCAGACCAGAUCAAUCAUGUGAACGAGGUAGUUCUUGUUGACAAGAAGCCUGGUGAACCUCUAGGGAACGUUGAGCACAUGACUGAUCCUGUGAUACGGAAGAGAUUCCGGGUCACAGUUGACUGCCGGAGGCUGAACUCUAUGAAACUUGCUAUGGUCCCUGGUAGUGAUGCUCAUCAGCAACGAUACUGGUGGGCUAAUGAUCGUGAUGUCUCAGACACGGUUCCAUCAUCCUUCACUACACAAAGCCAGCAGAAUGCUCUGAGUAUUCUGUUGAGCUGGCCACUCUCAUAUCGAAAGGUUUAUUUUAAGGUUGAUCUAGAGGAUGCUUUUUCUAGUGUACUCCUACCCGAAGGAAUGUUAUCUUACUUUACGGUAAGAGCUUAUGAUGGAGAGGGUAACUUGCACUACUUUCAACCUCUAUGUUUGGUUCAAGGGUGGCGUUACUCUCCAAUUAUAUUUACCAGAUGUAUGGAUCAUUAUUUACGUGAAGUGAGAAGUGAAGCUGCUCGAUUAGAUCUUGACUUCAAGAUCGAACAUUUUCAGGAUGAUGUCCUGGGAGGGGCAUCAUGUAAGGAGGAUGCUGUUUCCGGUAGAAGUUUGGUUACUUCGGUUGGUCGGCGACAUCAUUUUAUAGUCAGUGAAGAGAAGAGUGAGAUUGGAGUAAGGGUUACUUUCUGUGGUCUUAUAUGCCAAGGUUUGGAAGUAUCCCCGGUCGUUAAGGAUGCUGCCGGUCUCUCUGAAUCUGCUGUUGCUCGGAGUCUGAAGGAGUAUGAUGCUCUGAUAGAUGAUGAGGCAAAGCGCAAAUGGAUUCGUUCAUGGGCGGGUCGAUUUCAAUGGUUGAGGAGAUGGUUGCCGUACGGUUCUCACGGUGUUCUCCAUAAAUUGCAUAAGUUGACUUCUUCGCCAUCAUCUAUAGCAAUUGAACAUGUGACCAAGCUUUGUCGUAAUUAUUUUUCUGGUCUUCUCUCUCUAUAUGUUGUUGGAGGAUCUACCAAUACACCAAUCCUCGGUAGUUGUCUCAUCGUUGAUACGAAUAAGGAAGCGUGGUCGUGUAUGCUGCUGCAAAUAUUCAGUGUUCCUAAGGACGAGGUUGGAGAGAUUGGCCAAGACGGUCCAUGGUGGUUGAGCGAAUUGGAUGAUCUUACUAAGGAGGUAUGUCAUGGUUUGGGUUUGCUCUUACCUUACGAUCGUGAUGCUGUAAUGCUACCAUUAGCAGUUGAUGGAUGUAUUUUAACCCCCUCGGAGAUUAAGCGAUCCUCUACUGUUAAGGAGAGACGUGGUAUGAUUCGUGCUGUAACCCGAAAUUUGGCAUUGAUCACCACCCCUCUGGCUGUCGUUUGUGACAACAAGAAUUCUUCAGCAUGGUGGAAUGAGAUAGAGCUUGACUAUGCUGAUUCAGAGGAAGAGUAUCGUGGUUUGUUAUUAUAUCAAAGGACGGUUUGGGUAACUCUUUGGAGUAGUCGACAAGGUUGUGUCUCUUAUAUUGACGCUUUGGCACGUGGUGUCAACGAAGAUAAUCGUUUGGAGGAUCGUGAUAUUCAUAUUGUUCAAGAUCCUCUACAGGAACUGAUAUCACGUGUUGGUGAGUGUGAUCAAGCUGAUAUGUUACGGAUGGUUUCGGAUGAUGAGGAGCAGCAUAAUGCCGUGGGUUUCGUCAUUGCUCCUUGUUUGAUUGACAUCGACUUCGAUUUUGAGAAGUUGAAGGCCGAUCAGAGGAUCUGUCCGGCAUGUGAGUCUUUUAAGAGCCAAACAGGUUUUACUAUGGUUGAUGGUAUUCUUUAUCGGGAGCAGCGGUUUGAUGAAGUUGGCCGUAUUCAACGUCAGUUAGUCAUACCAUCGACUUGGAUAAAUUGGGUGGUUUCUGAGAGUCAUAAAAGGACUCAUGCCUCUGGUAGGCAGUUGAAGUCUUGGUUGCAACGUUGGUGUUGGUUUUCCAAGAUGGGAACAAAGUGUCGUUGGGCUAAGAGUGUAUGUCCUACUUGCCAGCGUGUUGAUAGUGAUGGACGUAUAGAGGUUCCUUAUUCUACCCGCUUACCCGAUGCUAAGGCAUUGAAGCCGUGGUACCGUGUUGGUGUUGAUGGUGUUGUCGUGAAACGUGGUUGUCUAUUUUUAACUGUGACUGAUGCUUUCAGUGGCUAUAUGGACUUCACGAUAAUUGACUCGACUGAUGCCGCUACCUUUAUAAGAGGUUUAUCGAUUAUCUUUGUGAGGAAUGGCUUUCCACGAGAGGUUCAGAGUGAUGGAGAAUUUGGUUCUAAAGAGGUUCAAGAUUGGGCGAAAGCAGCAGGUAUACGUUGGAUUCUUGGACCAGCUAAUCAUGGUCAGACUGGUGGUUUCUAUGAAAGGAGGCAUCGUUGUCUGUUGGAGUGUUUGCGACGUUGGCUAGCAGAUUUACCUUCGGUUGAGUGGGCUGAUGAGCUUCUUCUGCAGAAUGUUAAAUGGAUGAUCAACCACACGGAACUUGGUGAGUCACAACUUACUCCUAUGAUGAUUAUGUGGGGAAGAAUUUGUGAACUUCCCUGUAUGCGAUCUGGAUCUAUUGCUGAUGAUUCGUCAUCUGUAUCUGAUCCCGAGUUGUAUGACCUUAUAAUAGCAGCUGGCCGUAUUAGUCGAGAGCAUGAGGUUUUUACUGCUAAGUUCGUGGAACAUUGGCUGGAUCAACGGGAGAAAAAUCAUCCGGUAUUGCGAUAUGAUAGUGGUCUACGAGUUGGCAUGUGGGUGAUGGUCUAUACCCAAAGAAGUUAUAAGCUUAGCCCAUGUUGGCGUGGUCCUUAUCGUAUUUCUGCUAUCAAGAGUCGUCAUGUUCUGCUUACUACUGAACGUGGAACUGAGUUUCAUCAUAUCGGUAAUUGUAAAAGGUUUCGAUCGGCAGAUAACCAUGUUUCUGAGGAGGACUCUAAGAAUGACCUCAAGGAUGAUUCUGCUGAGGGCUCUCAAAGCCAUAAGGUUCCGAAUGAUACUUUGGUUCAACUUCCUCAAGGUAGACCAAAACGUCAGGCUGCUAUGCUAAGUCAGGCUACUACUAGUAAUAUGUUGAGAGAUGAGAGACGUGCGGUAGUAACUAAGCGUCGUCGAGUCGCCUAG
This is a messenger RNA of Perkinsus marinus ATCC 50983, 5046 nucleotides long. RefSeq names its product gag/pol/env polyprotein, putative. NCBI's taxonomy places the organism in Eukaryota, Perkinsozoa, Perkinsida, Perkinsidae. Bases 1 to 5046 code for a protein of 1681 amino acids. Gene Ontology annotation, molecular function: nucleic acid binding; zinc ion binding. Gene Ontology annotation, biological process: DNA integration. The transcript has a single exon. The record is from RefSeq and is a predicted model, not a curated record.